Stereum hirsutum FP-91666 SS1 is the source of this 1022-nucleotide messenger RNA. Its product is annotated as ribosomal protein S5 domain 2-like protein. The record is from RefSeq and is a predicted model, not a curated record. Gene Ontology annotation, cellular component: cytoplasmic exosome (RNase complex); nuclear exosome (RNase complex). NCBI's taxonomy places the organism in Eukaryota, Fungi, Basidiomycota, Agaricomycetes, Russulales, Stereaceae. The transcript is spliced from 4 exons. Bases 4 to 987 code for a protein of 327 amino acids. Gene Ontology annotation, biological process: exonucleolytic trimming to generate mature 3'-end of 5.8S rRNA from tricistronic rRNA transcript (SSU-rRNA, 5.8S rRNA, LSU-rRNA); TRAMP-dependent tRNA surveillance pathway; U1 snRNA 3'-end processing.
GCCAUGCCUUUAUCAAAAUCAGAGAAGACGUAUAUCCAGACUUCUCUGCAAUCACCGAGCCCCAGUCGUGCCGACGGACGUCCCCUAUACGACUACCGUUCCAUCGCAAUCGAAACAGGCGUCGCGCCCCUCGCGAAUGGCAGCGUGCGCGUUAACAUCGGGAAGAAUAGUAGUAGUGGAGGGGGGACCGAGGUUCUGGGCGCCGUGAAGCUUGAGGUGGAGAAUGUCAGUGGAAAAACAGACGGGCGGAUAGUGUGCUCUGUGUCUUGCUCACCAUCCGCAUAUCCCCACCUUUCGACUGGUGCAUUGGAUGAUCUGCAAUACGACUACACCACACUCCUGCAUCAAACCCUCUCACAUCCGUCCCUCCAUCCCUCAACUCUCGGGAUCAUCAAAGGAAAGAAAGCAUGGCUCCUUUCACUCGAUCUCGUCGUCCUCUCCGACUCUGGGAAUGUAUAUGAUGCGUUAUUCAUGGCCGCCCGUGCGGCUCUAUGGGACACGAAGGUCCCUCGGACACGGAGCAUCGAGUAUCGCGCGAAUGCCAAGGGCGGUGCUCAAUUCGGCGGGGGAAGGGCAGAUAUGGAUGUGGAUGAAGACAACAAAAGCGGGUUUGAUACGAGACAGGUGGCGGCUGCAACAGAUUUCGAACUAGAAGACUAUUGGGACGAGGGCGAGGUGUUGAACGGUAGGGAGAAGUGGCCGGUCUGCGUCACGCUGAAUCUGCUUCCACCAAUACACUACCUCGAUGCAACAUCGCAAGAAGAGGCGGCCACCCCUUUCCGACUUUUGCUCAUAUACUCUGGUGCAAACCUGCAAGGGAUGCGGUUAUUAGGAUCAGGAGAAGUCAACCUCGAAUUGAUGAAGAGUUUGAUCAAUACCGGGGAGAAGUACGCAUCAGAGCUCUCGGUGGCUUUGACCGUAAAACUCAAAGACGAGGAUGUACGUCGUAACGAGAAAGCACGGUCUCGGUUUGCUGCUGUACGGUGAUGAUACUCUUUGCAAUCCAAAACAAGAUCAUCCUC